Cladophialophora yegresii CBS 114405 is the source of this 948-nucleotide messenger RNA. RefSeq lists its product as uncharacterized. The record is from RefSeq and is a predicted model, not a curated record. The coding region runs from base 1 to 948 and encodes 315 amino acids. Lineage: Eukaryota; Fungi; Ascomycota; Eurotiomycetes; Chaetothyriales; Herpotrichiellaceae. The transcript is spliced from 2 exons.
AUGCCCGACUUUACCAUCCUCUGCGGCGACUACAGCUGGAAAGUCCACAGUCAUCUCUUUGACAGGCAUUCUAAGGCCUUCAAGGCUAUAUUCCAGGAAGGAGCAACCAAAGAAUGGACCGCGGCCGAAUCACCCGUCGUCGUCGCUCACCUCAUCCUCUGGGUCUACACGUCAGGGUACGGCGACCUCGCUGGGGAGGCGGACCAGACAGGCGAUUUCAUGCCAGCCAUGACGAUCGACGAGCUGAUGAAGCACGGUCUUGUCCGACCGUCGUGCGCAGAUGGAUCGCCUGGGGUGCUGAGUCCGGUGGACGAGCUCUUCAUGCCGGCGGAGAAGGAGUGGGUCCCUGACACGCUGCAUGCGGCUAUAUACCUCCUUGCGAGCAGAUACGGGAUCGUCGAGUUGAAGGAGAAGGCGGCUGACGAGAUCGACAUCAUUCUCACGGAACUCGACUGGGAGAGGACGUGUUUCAUGCCCUUGCUGGGCGAGUUGUUUGGCGUCAAGAAUGGUUGUGGAGUCGAGAAGAGUACGAAGACUGAGGCUGGCGAUCAUGAUGGCAAUCCUGCAGACUGCAAUGGUGUCGAAGAUAACCAGUGCGUCACCGAUACCAAGCCGUCCGCUGUGGCUCCGGCCGUGAGAGCGGACUCGGCAGCGCCAGUCUCGCUCUGCCCGAAAAACGAUGCGAAGGUGUGGAAUACCCUCGCCGAGGAAGCGGCUAGUGGAUUUGACGCCUACCAGCUUGACCCUGUCUUCCGGCGCGUGAUGGUGAACCAUCCGCACUUCAACUGGGAGGUGUCGACGAGGUUGCAGAAGAAGUUCGCCGAGACGCAGACGCAGUUGGCUAAGAAGGAAGAGCUCAUCCACGGACUGGCGGUCAAGGACGCAGCGAAAGGGAAGAAGGGUCGCAAGACGAAGAAGGAGAAGGAGAAGGAGAAAACUACAGGCUAG